AUGGAGAACCGACCAAACGUCAAUGUUGCUGCCAUAGGACCGGAAGAAGUCCCCGUGAUCGAUCUUUCGGGAGACAUUGAUGAAAGGAUAGUGGAGGAGGUGGGAAAUGCGUGCAAGGAGUGGGGAUUCUUCCAAGUGAUCAACCAUGGAGUUCCCUUGCAUUUGUUGGAGGCGAUGAAGGAGACUUCGAAAGAGUUCUUUGAUCAACCCAUGGAUGAGAAGAAGGCGGCGAAGAGAGAUGAAGUGAAUCCUGUAGGGUAUCACGAUGGCGAGCAUACGAAGAACGUCAGAGACUGGAAAGAAGUUUACGAUUUCUUGAUCGAUGAUUCCACGUUGAUACCGGCCUCGCCCGACCCAGAUUGCCAAGAGUUGCGAACCAUAACCAACCCGUGGCCUGAAAAUCCGUCUCAAUUCAGAGUUGUCUGUCAGGAGUAUGCAAGAGAGAUGGAGAAAUUAGCUUUCAAGUUGAUGGAAAUUAUUUGCUUGAGCUUAGGGCUGCCUGGUGGUAGGCUGAAGGGCUACUUUGAAGAGCAAACAAGCUUUUUAAGGAUCAAUCACUAUCCUCCUUGCCCCUUUUCUGAUCUCACUCUUGGUUGUGGUCGUCAUAAGGAUUUCGAUUUCCUGACUGUGCUUGCUCAGGAUGAUGUUGGCGGGCUGGAGGUUAAGCGCAAUGGUAAAUGGGUUCCUGUGAAACCUGAUCCUACUGCAUUGAUCAUCAACGUUGGGGACAUUUGUCAGGUUUGGAGCAACGAACGAUACAAGAGCGCGGAGCACAGGGCAGUUGUGAAUGGAGAGAAGGAGAGGUAUUCGAUUGCUCUUUUUUUGGUGCCAUCCCACCAUGUUAUGGUGAAGCCAUUGGAGGAGCUUGUGAGCGAGGAGGAUCCUCCCAAGUACUUGCCUUACAAUUGGGGAAAGUUCUAUGCCACUAGAAAUCGCAGUGAUUACAAGAAGCAGAAUGUGGACAACAUUCAGAUUCAUGACUUCAGAGUUCCCAAUUAG
Messenger RNA from Linum tenue, 999 nucleotides. The record is from the annotation of a GenBank genome assembly. NCBI's taxonomy places the organism in Eukaryota, Viridiplantae, Streptophyta, Magnoliopsida, Malpighiales, Linaceae.